AUGUCGCUAACGAAUUAUUAUUCCAUGAUGGGGCUCCAGACUGAGGAGCCUUACGGUGCGCAUUUCAUUCCGGGAGGCUUGCAGGGGACGACGGCCAGCGGCUCCAAACCAGCCCGGGCAGCGGAGGAAGAGACCCCCGGCUCACAUAUCCCGGAUUUUUCUCAUUUCUCCAACAAACAAACGGGUUUGAACGGGUUUUCUCCUUGGACCAACUCCCCUUCUUCCUCUUCGUCAUCGUCCCCCCAGCUGCAGUCCGCCCCCUCCGCCUCUAUCCCGGGGCUUUUUCAUCCCCAUCACCUCCUGAACCACCACCACCGACAUCACCACCCCUACUACGGCCCUCAGAGCCAGACCCACGCCGAACACCUCGCGCCCGCCACGGCUUCAGAAAGCAGGUUCGUCCGCUGCUGGGAGGAGACGACUUCCGCACCGGAGACUUCUCUUUCCCAGGUGUCCGCCGCUUUCCCGGGCUGUCUCCCCGCUCAGGGUGACCUCUCCAGCGGCGACCUCUCCAGCCUAAGCCCGAGGUAUGAGGCUGUUAAACCGGAGAGCCCGCCACCGUCUAAAAGCAGCCCCGGUGGUUCUAGCUUCGUUAGCCCGACCGAGGUGGUUCUGGAGCGGCUUGGCAGCGCGGAGGAGCCGGCGAGGAGGCCGGAGCAAAGGGAAAAAGAUGGGGAAAGGAAAACACAGCAGCAGCCCGACCCGGAUAACCCAUCAGCCAACUGGAUCCAUGCCAAGUCCACCCGUAAGAAGAGGUGUCCCUACACCAAACACCAGACCCUGGAGCUGGAGAAGGAGUUCCUCUACAACAUGUACCUGACCAGGGACCGGCGCCUGGAGGUGGCAGGAGUCCUAAACCUGACAGAGAGACAGGUCAAAAUCUGGUUCCAAAACAGACGGAUGAAGAUGAAAAAGCUGAUGAGCCGGGAUAGGCGGAGUAUGAAUGAAUGA
Molecule: messenger RNA, 951 nt
Organism: Myripristis murdjan (pinecone soldierfish)
Lineage: Eukaryota; Metazoa; Chordata; Actinopteri; Holocentriformes; Holocentridae
Product: homeobox protein Hox-D9b-like
Exons: 2
Coding region: 1-951 (316 amino acids)
Biological process (GO): anterior/posterior pattern specification; regulation of transcription by RNA polymerase II; proximal/distal pattern formation
Cellular component (GO): nucleus
Molecular function (GO): DNA-binding transcription factor activity, RNA polymerase II-specific; RNA polymerase II cis-regulatory region sequence-specific DNA binding
Source: RefSeq, a predicted model, not a curated record